AUAUUAAAACUGCUUUCAUUUUAAAAAUUAAAUAUUAAUUCUUUGGCAUAAAAUCAAUGAGAAUGUGGAAAUAGAGACAACACAUGUAUACACAUGCAUCUGUUAAUAAUUUACAAGAUUAACACAGUUUGCACUGCAGAUCAAAGUUUCAAAGGUGGAUGAAUUCAUCUAAUGGUUCAAGUAUUUACGUCUGUGGAUAAAAAAAUAGUUGUAGCUGUAGCAUUCAUCCAAAUAAACUAAUUCCAAGUGUAUUUAGUAGUUAAAUAUUUAAGAUAAAAUACUUCAGAAAAACUAGAAAAAUAUAUUUGAAUCUGUUUAUAAAUCCCCUAAAGGGAAAACCUAGUGAAACGCAUACACAGUGGAAAAAACAUAAAAGAAAAGGUCCAGUACAUUUUCAAUCCUGAACAUUUCAGGUCAUCCAUUACAGUCAACAAAUGGAAACAAGCCAAGGUUUACGACAGUAAAAUACACAUUUGUGGCUUUUCAUAAAGGAAAAACAGUAGGGAUGCAUGAAUUCCAACUACAUGUAAACAUCAACCAAUCUCAGAAACAGCCUCCUCAGUGGAAAAUAUACAGACACUGAUUGCAUUAUAAGACUGAGAAACAGAAAGUAGAAUGAAAGUGUAACAGAUGGGAUGUACACCUGACCGAGUGUUAAAAUGGAUUGAAUAAACAGUGAAUUGAUAAGGCCCUGGGACCCACCAUAGCCAUAUCCAGUUUUACACAGAGUAGUACAAGACCUGAAGAUUGAACAUAGCCCUCUGAGAAAGGUCUAAAAGGUAUGCCGCAAUCUCUACCAUCCUUCAAAUUAUUACAGAAGUGGAUUUUGCUUCAUCCAUUCAUCUGUAACCGUGAAUAAUUAUGGACCAUACAAACCAAUAUUUAUUGAACUUUAAAGGCUACUAUUUUCAACGAUUUCUAGCUGAGACUGACAUUCUAGAAAAUCUAGCUGAUUUUGAAAUUCGUGAUGAUGAUGUCUUCAUAAUUACAUACCCCAAAUCUGGUACCAUCUGGGCUCAGCAGAUAUUAAGCUUGAUUUAUUUUGAAGGACAUCGUACCAGAACUGAAAUGGUGGAAAUAUAUCAUAGAGUCCUUUUCCUUGAAUACAAUCCAGAAAAAGUGGACUAUGUCAAGAGACCAUCUCCUCGCCUCUUCUCUUCCCACCUCCCCUAUUAUUUAGCACCAAAAGGUCUCAAGAACAAAAAGCCUAAAGUUAUUUACAUCUAUAGAAACCCCAAGGAUGUUUUGAUCUCAUAUUUUCAUUUUUCAAAUUGGUUGCUUACAUUAGAACCUUCACAUGACAUCGAACAUUUCAUGGAAAAGUUUCUAGAUGGGAAAGUGUUUGGAAGUCUCUGGUUUGAUCACAUCCGAGGCUGGUAUGAGCACAGACAUGACUUCAAUAUUCUGUUCAUGAUGUAUGAGGAGAUGAAGAAGGAUCUCCGAAGUUCUGUGCUGAAAAUCAGUAGUUUUCUUGAAAAAGAGUUGAGUGAAGAGGAUCUGGAUGCUGUCGUCAACCAGGCUACAUUUGAAAACAUGAAGCUUGAUCCUCAAGCAGAUCUCGAUCAUUUGCUAAACUCUGCAAACUGUACAAGAACAAAGGAUGGACAUUUUCUGCGCAAAGGUACCAUUGGAGACUGGAAGAAUCACCUGACUGUGGCACAAAAUGAAAGAUUUGACAGAAUAUUCCAAAAGAAGAUGAGAGACUUUCCCUUGAAGUUCAUCUGGGAUAUAGAUGAGGAGUAGAAUCAAGUGCCAAAGAGUCAUAUAAAAAUUGUACUAACCAGAGAGCAUAUAUUAAAUAUACAUAUUAAUUUGUUCUUAUUUAAAUGUUAAUUUUGUACUGUAUUAUAAAUAGAAUGAGGAAGUCGUGCCUAUUAGUUUCUAUUAGUGUUUGAUGGACACAAAUUUUUCAAUUAAAAUGAUUUGGGUGAUAGCCUGCAUUGAUUGUAUGGUAAAUGGAAACAGCAUGUGACAUGAAUUGUAUUAUUUUUACUUAUUAAAGUAUAGUUGAUUUACAAUGUUGUGCCAAUUUCUGCUGUACAGCAAACUGACCCAGUCAUAUAUAUAUAUCCAUUCUUUAUGAUUGUAGUCUGGACAGAGAUUUCUGUUGGGUGUAUUAUUUCUUUACAAUUCUAUUUAAGAUUAAAGAAAUAUUAAAAC
Sus scrofa (pig) is the source of this 2160-nucleotide messenger RNA. RefSeq names its product amine sulfotransferase-like. The record is from RefSeq and is a predicted model, not a curated record. NCBI's taxonomy places the organism in Eukaryota, Metazoa, Chordata, Mammalia, Artiodactyla, Suidae. Gene Ontology annotation, molecular function: sulfotransferase activity.